UCCCAGACUUCCUACAGAUGACUUACUGUAGGAGAUAAGAGGUGGUGAGGGAGGAGAGGAAACCAACCGUGCGGCGGACAAGACAAAUGGAAUGCGGCCUUAGUCGAGGCUCUCUCUCUCUCUCUCGCUCUCUCUCUCUCUGCCCCCCUCCUCACCAACGGUGUUUGUAGUUUGCAUCAUCGCGGUGUCUCGGUCAUUCAGUUUAUUCUGGAAUAGCAAACAGUUUGUGCAACAGUCGUCGUUACGGGUAAAUAGCGCCGUCAACAAAGCCAUGAGUGUCGAGGCGUACGGGCCGAGCUCGCAGACUCUGACGUUCCUCGACACCGAGGAAGCCGAGCUGCUGGGAGCGGACACCCAGGGCUCCGAGUACGACUUCACCGACUUCACCCUGCCGAGCCAGACCCAGACCGCAGGCCAGACCCGCAGCCAGCUGGACAGCCAGGUUAAUGGCCCUGACGGCGUACUGCAGAAUGGGGACACACAUGUCCUAAAAGCCGGUCAGCUGCUGGCCGAGUUGAACUUUGAGGAGGAUGAGGAGGACACGUACUACACCAAAGAUCUACCUCUCCAUGCCUGCAGUUACUGUGGUAUUCAUGAUCCAGCCUGUGUGGUCUACUGUAACACCAGCAAGAAAUGGUUUUGUAAUGGUCGCGGAAACACUUCCGGCAGCCACAUUGUGAACCAUCUGGUGAGAGCAAAGUCCAAGGAGAUGACCUUGCAUAAAGAUGGCCCUCUGGGGGAAACAGUAUUGGAGUGUUACAACUGUGGCUGUCGCAAUGUCUUCCUCCUGGGUUUCAUCCCUGCUAAAGCCGACUCAGUGGUGGUACUACUGUGCCGGCAGCCAUGUGCCAGCCAGAGCAGCUUGAAGGACAUCAACUGGGACAGCUCGCAGUGGCAGCCUCUCAUUCAGGACCGUUGCUUCCUGUCCUGGCUGGUGAAAAUCCCUUCAGAGCAGGAGCAGCUCAGGGCUCGUCAGAUCACCGCCCAGCAGAUCAACAAACUUGAAGAACUGUGGAAGGAAAAUCCCACUGCGAGCUUAGAGGACCUGGAGAAGCCUGGUGUGGAUGAGGAGCCCCAACAUGUGCUGCUCCGCUAUGAGGAUGCCUACCAGUACCAGAACAUCUUUGGUCCUCUCGUGAAGCUGGAGGCUGACUAUGAUAAAAAACUUAAAGAGUCUCAGACUCAGGACAACAUCACUGUCAGAUGGGACUUGGGCCUGAAUAAAAAAAGGAUUGCUUAUUUCACUCUUCCCAAGACCGACUCAGACAUGCGACUGAUGCAGGGAGAUGAAAUUUGCCUGAGGUACAAAGGAGACCUGGCCGCUCCAUGGAAAGGCAUUGGACACGUCAUCAAAGUCCCCGACAACUAUGGGGAUGAAAUUGCCAUAGAGCUGAGGAGCAGUGCCGGGGCUCCAGUGGAGAUCCCACACAAUUUUCAGGUCGACUUUGUGUGGAAGUCCACUUCCUUUGACAGGAUGCAGAGUGCCCUGAAGACGUUUGCAGUGGAUGAAACUUCAGUGUCUGGUUACAUUUACCACAAGCUGCUGGGACAUGAGGUAGAAGAUGUGGUCAUCAAGUGUCAGCUGCCCAAACGCUUCACUGCUCAAGGCCUCCCCGACCUUAACCACUCACAGGUGUACGCUGUGAAGACCGUGCUGCAGCGUCCUCUCAGUCUGAUCCAAGGUCCUCCUGGCACGGGGAAGACUGUAACCUCUGCGACUGUCGUCUACCACCUGGCCAGACAGGGCAACGGGCCAGUGCUGGUGUGCGCUCCCAGUAACAUUGCUGUCGACCAGCUGACUGAGAAGAUCCAUCAGACAGGCCUCAAGGUUGUGAGGCUGUGUGCUAAGAGCAGGGAGGCUAUCGACUCGCCUGUGUCCUUCCUGGCUCUGCACAACCAGACCCGUAACAUGGAGAGUAUGCCAGAACUUCAGAAGCUCCAACAGCUGAAGGACGAGGCUGGAGAGCUGUCCUCCUCUGACGAGAAGCGAUACAGAGCUCUGAGACGCACUGCAGAGAGGGAGCUGCUUAUGAACGCCGAUGUGAUCUGCUGUACCUGUGUCGGGGCGGGGGAUCCUCGUCUGGCCAAGAUGCAGUUCCGCUCAAUCCUUAUUGAUGAGAGCACCCAGGCCACUGAACCCGAGUGCAUGGUGCCCGUCGUCCUGGGGGCCAAACAGUUGAUUCUGGUAGGUGAUCACUGCCAGCUGGGCCCUGUGGUGAUGUGUAAGAAGGCGGCCAAAGCAGGUCUGUCCCAGUCUCUGUUUGAGCGUCUGGUAGUUUUGGGCAUCCGGCCAAUCCGUCUGCAGGUCCAGUACCGCAUGCAUCCGGCCCUCAGCGCCUUCCCCUCCAACAUCUUCUAUGAGGGCUCUCUGCAGAAUGGAGUCACUGCUGCGGACCGUGUGAAGAAGGGAUUUGACUUCCAGUGGCCGCAGCCUGACAAGCCCAUGUUCUUUUAUGUCACCCAAGGUCAAGAGGAAAUAGCGAGCUCUGGAACAUCUUAUCUCAACAGGACUGAGGCCGCCAAUGUGGAGAAAAUAACCACAAGGUUGCUGAAAGCUGGAGCAAAACCUGACCAGAUUGGCAUCAUUACACCUUAUGAGGGACAAAGGUCCUACCUGGUUCAGUACAUGCAGUUCAGUGGCUCCCUCCAUACCAAACUCUACCAGGAGGUGGAAAUAGCCAGCGUGGACGCCUUUCAAGGCAGAGAGAAAGACUUCAUUAUUCUGUCCUGUGUGAGGGCCAAUGAGCACCAGGGCAUCGGCUUCCUCAAUGAUCCCAGGCGUCUCAACGUGGCACUCACCAGAGCCAGGUAUGGUGUGAUUAUUGUGGGAAACCCCAAAGCCCUGUCCAAGCAGCCUCUGUGGAACCACCUGUUGAACUACUACAAGGAACAGAAGGUCCUGGUUGAAGGUCCCCUGAACAAUCUGAGGGAGAGCCUCAUGCAAUUCAGCAAGCCCCGCAAGCUGGUCAACACCAUCAACCCAGGGGGGCGAUUUAUGAGCACAGCCAUGUAUGAUGCCCGAGAAGCCCUCAUUCCUGGAUCUGUUUACGACCGCAGCAGUAACGGACGUUCGUCCAACAUGUAUUUCCAGACCCACGACCAGAUCGGUAUGAUCGGCACAGGCCCCAGUCCCAUGACUUCCCUGAACAUCCCCAUCCCCUUCAACCUUGUGAUGCCCCCCAUACCUCCACCUGGGUACAUAAGACAGGUCAAUGGGCCCUCAGCAGGCCGUGGUGGAGGAAUGAAAGGCAAGGCAGGCAGUGGAGGAGGAGGAGGUACUCGAGGUGGUCGUCAAAGAAACCGCGGCAACAUGGGAAACCACAGUGGAGGAAAUGGAGGGGCCGACCGGCAUGGAGGCCACAUGAGUGGCAGUCAGGCCAGCCAGGAUCUGGGCUCUCAGCCCUUCUCUCAGGGUCCUCUGACGCAGGGCUACAGCAACAUGAGCCAGCCGUCCCAGAUGAGCCAGCAGGGACUCUCCCAGCCUGAGCUUUCACAGGACAGUUACCUAGGAGAUGAGUUCAAGUCCCAGAUUGACGUGGCUUUGUCCCAGGACUCCACCUACCAGGGGGAGCGGGCCUACCAACACGGUGUGACUGGACUGUCUCAGUACUAGACUGUUGCUGGAAAGGAGCUAGGCGUAUGUGGAGCUUAGUUCAAUGGCAUUUUAUUCUGGGUAGUAAGAAAAAAACAAUAACAGACAUGGAUACCCGUUUUCCACUGCUACACCCGAAGCACUACUGUGUAAAAGUAACUGGAGAGAGACCGUGCGAAACCAACCAAUCACACGAGGGAGAGCAACAGUGGGAGUAGAGCUGGACAGGAAGACGGCAAGAGACGAGGGAGUGUCAGGCUGGUGGAGGAGAGGAGGCCCUGCUGUCGUUGUCGGAGCAACGCAGUCGGAAGGCGAGACCUUCGACAGGUCAAGGAGGGCGGAUGGUCCGACCCAUUCUGGAGGGGAAGAAAGGGAGCGGGGGGGGGGGCUGCUGUGUCACCUUGUCCAACGUGCGCCCCUAAACCCUCUGUCAUCUCUGAGCGGUACGAUCGUGAAUCCUGCUCCCGAGGCUGAGAAAGAUGGAGAAAACGUACAUACGUCCUCCGAGCUUACUCUUGGAGAGUUGGCGAGAAAACAAUAGGGGACACAACUCUUGAAGUGGUUGAUAUGGCAACUAUUGAAUUCAAAGGCUUGAAUUGAGGCACUGCAUUUGAUUGCACCCAGGAGAGAAGAGUGUAGUAACGCUGUACGGAUAUUCAAGUGAAGGGAACAUUGCUGGUGGUGUUGUGCUUCAAGGAGAUCUAAUGAUACACCAAGAGUACAAAGCCACGGAUCAUCAUUCAAAUUUUAAGCCUGAAAGUUUUCUGAACACAGGCUGUUUUUAUUUAGGUAGAACUUCGUGAUGCAAGCGAGAGGAGGCAAGCAGGCAGGGCUACUCUUGAGCAGAAAUGGCUAAAUCAAAUAAGCCAAAUCAAUAAGGCACUUAUUUAAGUAAAAAAAACAUAAUCACUGUUUAAGUGAUUUAAGAAAUCACUUUUAUAAAAUAAAAGAAAGCCACAUGAUUGCAUCUUAAAACACAAUAGCCCAAAUAGAACAUUUAUUUAUUUACUGUUUUGGAUCUUUUGCGAAGCAUUAAAACAUAUAUCAAAUUGUGACACUUUUGCAAGUAGUGGUGCAUCAUGUAAUGAGCUGAAAAGUUAGUUCAAUGUUAGUGUGUGUUUGGUAAGUUCUUUUUUCACAUGCUGGGACACUGGUGAUGUUUCUGAGCUUAUAUUAUUAUCUAUAUUUAUUAAUAAUCAGAAUUCGCUGAAGAAAUCCUUGGCAUAAAUGUAACGAUGACGAGUUACUUCACCUCCAACCUGGAGCUGGUUCGAAUGAGCAUACAAAGCACUCGCUCAAAAACGGUUGCCGCAGGGAUUGCAAAUAUACAUUUCUGGGGGAAAAAGUGUCGAAUAAUGAAUUACUAAACAGCGGAGUGGAGUGGGGGGUGGUGGUAUUGGCCACUUUCAGCUGUGCAGAUGGUGCAUUUUACUGCAUAGGACAUAGAAUGACUUGUACUUGUAGGGUCACCAUUAUGAGCUAGCUAGUUGUUGCCAUAUUUUAAGUCUAUUUGUCUUUUGAAGGAUAAUACCAAUAAAGGACUGCAUCCUUCAUUAACACACAUACAGUAGCAUGUCCUGUGUAAGAACUCUUUGUUUUCCUAUCCUACUUUUUUUUCUAUGAACAUUUCUGACUUGUUUAGAAGUGAGAGUUUUGUGUAUGUGCUGAUUGAUAUGAGUAGUUAAACAAUAGUGCUCACUAAAAGUAUCCUGUUGAUCAUCCUGUACAAUUAAAGUUUGCUCAUUUUAUUUAUUUGUAAGUCCUUCAGCUUGACUCCCUUGUUAUAUGUCAGAUUUUGCUUUUCACUCAUGUUGCCGAUGGAUCGACAGACAUCCCAUUAUUACCAUGUAAUCCUCUCUCCAAUCCGAACUACAACAUUGUAUUACAGCAGCAGACCUUGAUGGGCCGCAGUGUGAUUCUUGAGAAGACUCUUUUUUUUUUUUUUUUCUUUUUGAUGAGACCCGGGGCCUCAUUGGCUGCAGGCCGGCUGACACACUUAGUCUGCGGAGCCAGCAGGUGGUACCCUACUCUACCGCCGGCUGCUCCAACAGCUGACAACUCGAGCAGGAGAGGACGGGAAGCCACCUCCGGAGACGAGGUCAGAGGCGGCUUCUUUAUCCGGGAGGAGAGGGACACACGGCGGACCGCGCUCGCUCCGGACACCGAGGUAAGCCGUUCCUCCUCCGCCGGGGUUGUGACGCGGCGGGCCCCCCCCACCUCCCACCGGAGAGGUGACCGGUGGCCGGGACGGUGCGCACACUUUGCGGGUUGCAGCAGUGAACCCCCCCCCCCCCUUGGAGAAUAAAUCCAUCUGGUAUCUCGGAUUGCGAUAAAAAGAGACUGGGACACAGACAGCAGCGCGGAUUUAUUGUUGCAAACAACACGGACUUCCUCCGAAAUGGG
Messenger RNA from Pungitius pungitius (ninespine stickleback), 5995 nucleotides. RefSeq names its product regulator of nonsense transcripts 1-like. The coding region runs from base 272 to 3613 and encodes 1113 amino acids. Lineage: Eukaryota; Metazoa; Chordata; Actinopteri; Perciformes; Gasterosteidae. The transcript has 24 exons. Gene Ontology annotation, biological process: nuclear-transcribed mRNA catabolic process, nonsense-mediated decay. Gene Ontology annotation, cellular component: cytoplasm. The record is from RefSeq and is a predicted model, not a curated record. Gene Ontology annotation, molecular function: DNA binding; ATP binding; hydrolase activity.